Molecule: messenger RNA, 16503 nt
Organism: Diorhabda sublineata
Lineage: Eukaryota; Metazoa; Arthropoda; Insecta; Coleoptera; Chrysomelidae
Exons: 17
Coding region: 737-3292 (851 amino acids)
Molecular function (GO): 3',5'-cyclic-AMP phosphodiesterase activity
Source: RefSeq, a predicted model, not a curated record
CGGGCACGGUUAUCGCAAAGGUUUAGUUUUGUUUCUAAAGUAACGAAUGUAUGUGGUGUAUUAUACCACAUCUCGUUCCGUAAAGGUGAUGUUUUUUCAUAAUCGCGAUAAAAGUUGAAAGAAAAUCGCAAAAACCGGCGAUAAUUCACGUCUAAAACAUAUUAAUAUCAUCCCUUAGAGCUGCCGUAUUUAAUGUUCGGUGACAAACUCGAAAAAGUGAUUUGUGUUUAUUUUUCAAGUGGAUACAUGUGAACUAUAUAGGUACAUCUCUAUUCCCACCUAACAAUGCGAGUGGAUUUUGUUGAUCCACGAAGAGAUCCCGUAGUGGCACCGGUCCAUAUACCUUGGAGAUAUUAGUGAUAGAUAGUGUUAGUUUUAUCGGCAAACAGUGAAAAAAAUCGCGUCAUCGUCGUCUUGGUGCGCAGUGGCGUGCUGCAGGGAUGGGGACGGGGGGCAGUUGACGGCGGGGCAAUCGAAGGAUAACGGAAGGCGACAGGGCGACCAUUUGGGUGACAGACGGCAAUGCGGUCUGUGCUCAUUGGUCGCCCGUGUCUUCCGGAGGGCGGUAUGUGGGUCGGCGAGUCGAAGAAGCAGCGAUGACUCCUAUCGUAUAUUAACUGGACCGCCGCCGGACGAAGAUAAUACAGUAUCUAGACAGCCUGUAAUAACGAUUGAUGUCGUUGGCAGUAAUGUCAAGUAUAUACGAGCUCAAUCGGAAAUUCCGGUACUACAACGGAUGUUUUCGAAGGAAGAUUGGGUCUUGCUGGACGCUAUGGGAACAGGCCCUACACCAGCUUGUCAUGGGAAAUUUCUCACGAUGCACAAGCGGCGACGCAAAAAGCUUACAACGCGAUCUUUAGCACAAGAUCAUGCAAUACUUGAUGACAUUCAUCAUGGACAGGUCCAGAGAAUUCUUGACCGAUGCGGUAAAUGGGCGUUUAAUGCCUUUACUUUAGAAACAGUUGCCGGUGGAAGAUCGCUGCCCGUUUUAUGUGUUCACCUUUUCCACUGGUACGGACUAUUAGAUUACUUCCAUUUAGAUGUCGUACGAGUAUGGAAGCUAUUUACUCUUAUAGAAGAAGGAUAUCAUAGUACGAAUCCUUAUCACAAUUCCAUUCACGCGACUGAUGUAACUCAAGCAAUGCAUUGUUUUUUACAGGAAGAACGGAUAAGACGUCACGUGACACCUUUAGAAAUUAUGGCAUCACUGAUUGGUGCGGUUGCUCAUGACUUAGAUCAUCCUGGUGUUAAUCAGCAUUUCCUCAUUUCCACUUCGAACCAUCUUGCCAUUUUGUAUCAAAAUAAAUCGGUUUUGGAAAAUCAUCAUUGGAGAUCAGCAGUCGGUUGUCUUUUGGAAAGUGGUGUCGCUGAACAACUUACACCUUAUAGAGACGAACUGGAAAAACAAAUACGUGAUCUCAUUUUAGCCACGGAUAUUAAUAGACAAAACGAAUUCUUAACCAAAUUUAAAAAACAUCUAGACGAAGGCACUUUAGACUUGAAAAAGCCCGAACAUAGACAGUUCAUUAUGCAAAUAGCCUUAAAGUGCGCAGAUAUUUCGAAUCCCACCCGGCCUUGGGAUAUAUCCAGGAAAUGGAGUUUAAAAGUCUGCGACGAAUUCUUCAGACAAGGGGAAUUCGAGAGGAAACUGAAUCUUCCUGUGACUUCCAUAUGUGAUAAGCAAUCCACUUCUGUUGCCAAAAUUCAAGUCGGAUUUUUCAAAAACGUAGUGAGUCCGUUAUUCGCUGAAUGGCACAGAUUUAUGAAAAGCACACUUUCAACGCACAUGAUGAACAUUUUGGACGAUAAUCAAAAAAGAUGGGAAGCUCAAGAAAAGGCCGAACAAGCCGAAGAAACUCAAACGGAAUUAUCGGACGCAGAUCCGGAAGUAGUAAGUGAAGAAGAAGACGAACAACUGUCGACAAAAACCUCAGGAACUCAUAGCAUACAAGAAUAUAUAUCGCCUCCUCCAAGAGACAUCAGAAGACAAUCACUAGCUGUUCCGACGUUAGAAUCGUUAGGAGUAAGAAGACAUUCUGUACCAGUAAAUAUGGAUCAAUCACUGCCACGAACAAUAUAUAGAAGAGAGAGCCUACCGACAGGUAGAGGCAUCCCGUUCGGUAGAUCGCCCGUAAGCCCCCAGACUGAAUCAAGAGCUUCCAGUGGCCUUAGGGAGGAAGACGAAUUGUUACGGUAUGGCUCACAAUCUGACGCAUCUUCUUCUAGUCCGCUUCAUUCGUCAGAAGAACAACCAGAGAGGCCUUUAAGUGCUGAAAAUCUACUACCAGAACCGAGCAUAGCGUCCAUGACAAGUAAUACCGCUGUUAGUAGACUAACAUCUGUCCUACAAGGCAACACCUUACCCCCAACUAAGUGUUUAACGAGACAACAAACUUUCCCCCCGCCUCAACCGUACAUGCGAAUGAGAUACAUGUCUGCCACAGCUGAAAUGAGUACCUGCACAGAAACCCCAUAUGAAGGUGAUAGUCGUUCGAACUCGUCUCACGGUUCCCAUGAACACAUAUCAAAUAAUCUGAGCUCUAUACCUCAGUACACUAUACCAGCAAUAGCUGUAUUGAGUCCAAACAACAGUCGACCUCCGGAUCUUCUAUUACCGGAAGCGACGUUACCGCCACCUCCGGCCCAAAAGACGUUCGCUAAUAACAAAAGGGAAACGGAGGCGGUAGAAAAGGAGAAGACCUGCAAGAUGGUUAAGCUCUCCGAACCAGGACAGAGAUACGAGAAGGAGAACGUCGACCCCAGGAGAUUAGCUGCGACGAGUUUAGCUAAACGGAGGGGCUCAGCUCCAGUGUCGCUUCCAUUAUCAAAACCCGAGGAAAAAAAUCCCCCUGCAGGCGGGGGGCUUUUAAUGUCCGAUACACAAUCCUUGAGAAGAGGAUCAGUGCCAAAUGAAUUUGCUCAUUUUCAUUUCGUCGAUGACGAAAACCUCGAACAACCUCUUAUAACUUCAGUGGAAACAAAGUCGUACUCACAAUUUCCACGACGAGGUUCCGCGCCGACUGACCUACCCCCAAUAUUUGGCGGAGCCGGCGAAAGACGCGAACAACUCACAAGACAUACUAGUCUUAACGGUAAAGCGGGAAGAAGAAAAAAACAGUUGAAGAGGAGAAGUUCGGGCGGGCCCGAAACCGUUCUCCUACCGGAAUCCCAUUCUGAGAUUAUAUCUCGACUUUUUCUACAUCGGAGACCUGAAAGUUCCGAAGCGCUGCUGGUUCGGCGAAGAGGAUCACUGCCUAUUGAAGUCCUGACUGUUGGGCACUCCGUGUUUUGACGGUUACCCCUAUCGCCAUUAGGGCCCUGGACAUCACCGUCCAACGUGCAAUAAGGACCAACAUUCACUUGACUGACAUCCACCUUCACUAGCUAGUUCAUUAUUUAUAAAUCAUCAGUCAUCAUACAAGCCAAAUAAUCAUGAAUGUUCUAGUUGUCACUAAAAUUGAUUGUUAGAAAAAUUUUAUGUUUAAGUGCGCAGUGUAUGUGACGAAUAGAUUUUGAACUUCCUAAUAUAUAGGAAUUGAAUUAAUUUAUUUUAAAAAAAUUUGUUGCCCGUAUACAUUUUUUAUAUUGAUGAUACAUUGUACAAUUUUGUGUACCUUGUUUUUAUUUUAUGAUUUUUUUGUUAUGUUUGUGACGAUUUCUGUGCUAUUUGGAAACAGGUUUCUACAAAACUUAGAGGAAUAAAAUGUUUGUAAUCGAGGGAUGCAAACCCCAUCUUUGUUUUCUCUAUUUUCUUCCAUUGUUAUUUUGCAAAGAUUUUUUCUCAUUUUGAUAUACCUUACAGAAGAAUGAACCGAAUCUAUACGAGAAUCGAAUGUAAAUAAAUAGAAUAGAUAUAUGAAUCUAAAAAGAUUGAUUUCAUCUAUAUUUGAUUCAAUCCGUAAUAUUGCGGAGCAUAUUGGAUUCAACAUGAAUCAGAUCGAUUUCAAAUCAAAUUGAUUAGAUAUCUGAAUCUAAGUAAAUCGAAUGAAAAUGACAACCAAAUAUAUAACAUGUGAUUCAAGUCUACACGAAUUAUUUGUAGGAAUCAAUUCAUAUCCAUUAGAUUGCGUAUAUUCGAUUCAUUAUGAUUCAAAUCGAUUUCAAAUAGUAUUGAUAUGAAUAAAUCUAAUGAAAAUGACAUGUGAAUCGAGUCUACACGAAUUAUUUAUAAGAAUCGAUUCAUAUCCAUAAGAUUCGUAAUAUUGCAGGUGCAUAUUCGAUUCAACAUGAUUCAAAUCGAUUUCAAAUUCAAAAAUGACAUGUGAAUCGAGUUUACACGAAGUAUUUAUAGGAAUGGAUUCAUAUCCAUGAGAUUCUUAAUAUUGCGGUGCUUAUUCGAUUCAUCAUAAUUCAAAUCGGUUCCAAAUAUUAUUGUUAUGAAUAAAUCGAAUGAAAAUGACAUUUCAAUCGAUUAUACACGAAUUACUUAUAGGAAUAUCCAUUAAAUUACACAUAUUCGAUUCAUUAUGAUUCAGAUCGAAUUCAAAAAGAAUGGAUUGGAUAUCAUAACCUAAAUGAAAAUUAUAUGUAAAUCAUUUCAAACGAUUCAUAUCCAUGAAAAUCGUGAUAUUUCGGUGCAUAUUCGAUUUAUAAUGAUUCAGAUCGAUUUCAAAUAGAAUUCAUAUGAAUAAAUCGAAUACAAAUGUCAUGUGAAUCGAGUCUACACGAAUGAUUGAUUUUAAAUUGAUUUUCUAUCAAAAUUUCAUCACCAUCAAAUUAUUAUGCGACUUCUAUUAUAUCAAGAAUUCAUUUGGGAAUUCCGUAAUUAACAGGAAAAUAUUUUUAUUAUUUUUUGUUUUUUCUAAAAAUCGUCUUGAUUUUAAGUCUCUUUUGAUGGAAAAUUAGUUGAGGAAAUUUAUUUUUAUUAUUUAUUCAUAGUUCUAAUUGUAUUUGAAAUAUCUUUUCUAAAUAAUUUAUCAAUUGUAUAUGAAGCGUAAAAAAACUUUUUGAUUUUGAAGAUUAGUAUGGCCUAACAAAUUAUUAAUUUUAAGAUUUAAAUAGAAAAAAAUCUUUGCAGAAUUUCAUUUCUUAUGCAUAUUUCAGUUUUGAAACAUCACUCAGUAAUAAAAAUAACUGUUGAAUGUGAUUCAAUUUGUAAUGUGCUGUAUACUGUAUGUAACGUAGUUGGUAGUGGUAUUGAACGGAAAUAUAUCAAAAUAAGCACAAACUGAAAGAGAAAUACUUUAAAAAUUAAUAAAAAAUAUCACAGAUUAUACAACAUUCCAUAUUUCAAUAGAUAUUUUAUCUUAAUCCUCCUAUACCACAAUUGUAAUGAUUUAACUUUUUAUGUAUUUGCAUUCAAUAUUACUUAUUGUUUCCAUUAAACUUUCCAAAAGUUUUCAUACAAAUUUCAAUCCAUAUCGUAUAUAAAUUGGAAGCAAUUUCGCUUAUUCUAAUUUUCUUCAUCCCCCAGUGGCGGACACUUGAGGUUUUUAGAAAAAAUUUGGAAAAACGUAUCUUUAUUGACUAAAUCAACCAAUAUUAAAAUCAGAAUAAACAAAAUGACAAUAAAGUCUGCAUAAAUAUAUCUUUUGUAGACUCGUCCAUCCAGGUGAACUCCUUUCCUCUGAGAAGAGAACGGAGCCCCAUUCUUCGUUAAUCUAGACGGGCUGCUCGGUUAACUGGGGUUAAUUUGGGGCCAGCAGUUGGCCUUUUUGGCUAAAGGUUAGCUGCCCUUAAGACUUCUUCUGUCUGUCCAGCCACUCCUCGGGUUUCUCUGUACUUUUAUUAGACCGAAACACUAGUGAGGGCCCGAUCUCUUAGCGAUGUGCUGACAAUUAAGUCUUCUCUUUUGGAUGUGCACCUUUCUUUUCCGGAACCGCGCCCUUGAUGAAAGUUAACAGUAUCUUGGUAACGACGAUAAACUUUGGAAACACCAGACCGACUCAUGUUCAACACACCGGCUACUUCUCGCUAAUACUGGCAUUGUCGCAAUAGAGUAACUUUAUCACUUGUUGUUGUUGUUAUCACUACUUUAUUUGCAAGUAGAACUCUUGUUUGUUAACUGAGAUGUGUGUCGAUUGACUUUGAUAAUGGUGGGUUAAGUAGAAAACCUUUUAUAAGACCAGUUACCCCUAAUUAGCAACAAGCAUCAAAGGGUGUUUACUAAUAUAUUGGAUUAUGAGAGCAAGGAACAUUUUUCAAGAUUUUACUAAAAAAAAAACAAUUUCUUGUUCAGUUUUUUGACGGUGAUAUUGCCUGCGUCGAUUUUUUUGUUGCUAAUGAGUGUAGUAAUUGAUGGUAAUCAGCUAUAACUCAAAAACAAAUGCUGCUAGUAAAUAUUUGUUACCGUAUUGAAUACACUGUUUACAUCACCACUACACCAACACUCACGAUUACACUGUCUGAAAUAAGCGUUUCGAUAACCAAGUUAUCGUCUUCAGAGACUGAAGGGAAAUUAAAUCCUAGUGACUUGACUGUUUUAUACUAAAUUUUCCCAUCAAUAAACCUUCAUCCUCGAAACUCAAUUCCAGUGGGAACCUCUUUAGACUAGUAAACUAUGAAGUGGGCUGUAAGGAAUUGGUCCUUUGUCCCUAUUUAAGCUACUCUUACAUUUAGCAAUUUCAAUGCUUUCAAAUACAUCCAACAAUUUAUUAUUGGAUACAUUUUUUAACAAUUUGAACUUAUCAAUAUUGAGUGGUAUAUAUGAAAUUAGCUGCGGAGACUGUGAUGGGAAGUAUAUUGGGCAGACUAAGAGAUCCGUUAUUGUCCGGUUUAAAGAGCACAUUUAAAAUAUGGACGGAAAAUCAAGUAUUGCCGAUCACGCUGCCAGUAAUAAUCAUGACAUGAAUAUAAAUAAUGUAAAAUUGUUAAAAAAUGUAUCCAAUAAUAAAUUGUUGGAUGCAUUUGAAAGCAUUGAAAUUGCUAAAUGCAAGAGUAGCUUAAAUAUGGACAAAGAGCCAAUUCCUUACAGCCAACUCUAUAGUUUAGUAGUCAAGAAAUAAAUGUGAAGAUUUUGAUGGGAAUAUUUAUAUAAAACAGGUAAGUCAUUAGAUUUUAGUUUACCUUCAUUCUCUGAAGACGAUAGCUUAGUUACCGAAACGCACGUCAGGCAGUGUAAUCGUGAGUGUUGGUGUAUUCAGUAUGGUUCCAGAAAUUCCAACUUAGUUGUUACCAUAUUUAUAAAAUGUUUGUCAGUUUGAGAUAGAAACAAAAAUCACCGGAAAUAAAUAAAUUUGAUGUAUAUUAAUUAAUAAAAGAAAAACUUUUAAAUUAAAUUAUAAUUUGUAAUGAUAAUUUCCAGUAGAAUUUUUGGUAAUUUUAUACUAUCGCAGCACCCCCGUAUUUUUGGCUCUAGAUUUCUUAUUUUAAUUUGGAAAAAUAUCUCACUUCAAAACGCCAUAUGGUUAAAUAAUACCAUAAACCCACUUUUUUAAUAUAAACGUUCACAACUUCUAUAUUUUUUGUAUAGAUCGAAAUUUUUUUUAUUCUUAGUUUUUUUUUUCGUGAAACCAAUUUUAUAUAACAAAAAACGAGAGAACUAUAGAAUAACCGUAUUCUUGAACAUUUCUCUCAGUCUAGUAUUCCAGAGGUGGUUCAGGAAAUGUUUGGAAAUUUUUUAAAGUAUUUCUUUACAUAUGUAUGGAAUAACCGGUUUCCAGUCAAAUAUAGUGCCAGUAGAAAAUGAUUAUUCCGUUGAAUCUGCAAAUCUGUAGGAAUACAAAAAAUUCACAGUAAGUGUAACAUAAAGUCUAGGAUUUUGCAAAAGUUUGAUUAGUUUUAUUAUAAGAAUAUAAAAGAAAUAUAUAAGAAUAGAAAAACACUAAUAGUAAAACGUUUUUUAAAAUUUUUAUGGGUUCUCGUUUGAAAAUUUCGAUCAAAUGUUUUCUUUUAAAAACUAAAAGCCUAAUUUUUAUUAUAUUAUGAAAAUCGUCCUGAGUGACUUAAAAACAAUAAAUAAUAUCAGAAGAAAAGAUAAAAUUUCCAUUUUUUUUGUUUAGUACAGACCAGCUUGGAUUUGGAAUAUCCAACUUUAAACAAUGAAACUUGAUACUCAUUACAGAUGAGAAUAUCCCAAUAAGAGGUCACUUCGAAUUUAAUACCCUGAUUAGGGAAUUCUUACAGCUCCGGAUUAGCUCUAGACCAAAGAUUUAAAUUUGUUUCAAAAGUUUCAGGGCUUUUUUGGGCUAGAAGGACAACUAACUAUCCAUAUCUGAGAACGAUAAUUUGGUUAUUGAAACUUGUUGAACACUGUAAUUGUGAGUGUUGGUGUAGUGUGAACGAUUUAAAAUAGACAAAGUCAAUCAACAACCUUGAUAGUUAUAACUAUUCACAUCGUGUAUUAACAACUGUAUACAUAUACAGUUGUAUAUGUAUACAUACAUAAUAUGACCCAUUACUGUUCAAAAUGAUUGAUGAAUCUUUAUUUCAAGUUACAGAGUGAGUAAAGGCAUUCUCUGAAAAUAUACUGGGUCGUUCAUAUUCACAGAGGCAACCAAAUUUAUAUUUUUAUCCUUUUCUCGUUAUUUCUCACUGAUAAAGUUUUGAAUUGUUAUACCGGGUAGUUUUAAAGAUAUAAGGAAUGUUAUUUCAAUUUCGUGACUUGAGCCCUUUGUAGUGUUUUGGACAUUUACACCCUGUAUCAAAACCCUUUGUAGUAUUGUGGGCAGUUACACUCUGUAUUUUAACAUCUGAAUAAAUUUUAAUACGGCCCAUUAUUGCUUAAAAUGAUUUAUGAAUUAUGAAUUAUUAUGAAGAUACAGUGUGAGUAGUAAUUAUUUCAGAAUAUUUUUAGCCUUUUCUCGUUAUUUCUCAUUGCAAUAUAGGAUUUUGCAGUGUUAUAAAGGGUAAUUUGAAAGAUAUAAGCAAUUUCACAGUAACUUCAUCACAAUUUUAACCCUCUGUAGUGUUUUAGACGUUUUCACACUGUCUUAACAUCUGAAUAAAUUUUAAUACGGCCCAUUAGUAUUUAAAAUGAAUGACGAAUCUUGAUUGCAAGAUACAGUAUGAUGUAAAGACAUUUUCUCAAAAUAUUUUGUAAUAUACAGGGUCGUUUAUAUUCACAGAGGCAACCAAAUUAAUAUUUUUACUCUCACGUUCUUUCUCAUUGCAAUAUAGGAUUUUGCAGUAUUAUACAGGGUAGUUUGAAAGAUAUAAGCAAUGUUUUAUUAAUUUCGUGACAACUUCAACCCUCUAUAGUAUUGUAAACAUUUACACUAUUCGUGUAGGGAAAGCAGUAAGAAAUAUCGUUAUUUACAAAUUGAAUACACCCCGUAGAAAUAAUUUCUUGACCAUGUUUACAAUAACCAAUUUUUUCUAAUUAAUUGUGGCACAGUUAAUCCACGAGCAGUUGCUGGCAAAGGGGUACCAUAAGCAGAUCGUUUUUUUGAUGCCUUUGUUGAUAGGAGUGUAUUCAACUAGAGGGUCUUCAAACAUUUUUGUUUGUUCAAAAUGUUUCUGGAUGAAAAUAAAAUGUUUUUUUUUUAUUUUAAAGUACAAAAGUAUUAUAAUUUGAAUAUUUAAUAAAUUCGAUGGAGUAUGAUAUAUACCCAAAUAUUCACAUCAAAAUAGUUAGAAAUCGCUUCGGCACGAAACUAUUACUUUAGAUGUGAAACUACUUCAAGAAAUUUAAAAUUUGUUGUCUUUUAUAUUCUUAGAAUAAAGUUUGUUCAUACUGGCCUAGAUUUGGAAGUACAUACUUUGAAUUUUUUGUAAUUUCAUUUUAGGAUAAAAUUCGAGUAAUCAAAAAUCUUAGAACUAGUUCACCUUCCCAAAAAAAUAAACGUAACUUCAUCUUACUCUAAGUAUGAACAUUUCAAACGUAUAAAACUUUUUUUAAUCACCCUGAGUACACGUUAAUUGAAAAAAAAACAUCUCGAUUUCAACCUCGUAUUUAAAAAUGAUCACAAGAGGAGCUCCAACCAAAACUCAUUCUAAAAAUUUGUGACAUUAAAGACCCUUCUGGAAAAUCAAAAAAAGAUUUUUUCAGGUAGAGUAAAUAUAUUUUGAAGGGGUAAAAUAAUUUACAAUCGAAUAAUUGAUAGUAAUUAUGAUAUAAACCUAACCUAAACACGUUAAUUGAACUACUGCUGAGAAUGAUCUAUUCUAGUACCAUGGAAUAAUUAUUGACAAUGAGAGUGGUAUGAAGCGAAAUAUACGCCGUCACCACCUUAAAAGUACUCAUGAAAUACUAAAAAACAACCCUUAAUAAGCGGAAAAUUUUUGGUGUAGUUUGGUUUGUAGCCCUAAAUAUUUACCAAUGCUACUUUGAUCAGAAGCCCUUAGAAUACCUACGAAGUUUACUUAUAUUAAAUUCAUCAACCAUAUCUUACCGUAUAAAGAACUAAAGAAAUUCUGAAUCUUUUUGUAGCCUUUACAAUUUACUGCUGAUGUAGUGGUAGUUGAUAAAAAAAUGGUGAAUAUUUCCAUUAUUAAGGUACUACUUUUUUAUAUCAAUUCGUUUAUUGAUUGAUAUUGAUUAUCACUAUUCUAAACAAGCAUAAAAAGGGGUGGUUACCGAUCAUAGCAUAUUGUUGGACCAUUAAAAAAUGUUAUUAUGAAGCUAAUACUAUCAAUUUUAAUAUUUUACUAUGAAAAAAAUACAAUUUCGGGCUCACUUUUUUGCUAGUUACUUGCGAUUGCAGGGGUGUCGCCUGAUUCAAUUUUUUCCCUCACAAGUGUAUAAUAAUUCGUUUAUUAAUUUUUGUGGCGCAUUCCAACUUUGAUUGGCUCAUUCUAGGAAACAUUUCCUCAAACCUAAUCUAGCUUUCAAAUAACAAAUAUGUUAUUCAUAAUCUCACAAUUUUCUAGAGUUCUCACUAAGUUCUUGUUGCAUUUUGUAUCAUUCUUAGUGUAAUUUCUUGUUGUCCUCCUAUAAAGGUUCAUACCAUCUGAUUUGGUCUUUCGUCUUUAAAAGUAGUGUCUAUUUUUUUAACAGGGUAACCUCUUUCAGCACUUUAGAUAGCCACUGUAUUAUAAUUGUUUUUGGAUCUAACGACUUCUUUGAAGAUAUUUUUAAGUCAAUCUUCUAAUUUGUGGUCCAAGACAAAUGCCUUCCAACUUUGCUUGGCUCAUUUUAGAAAACAUUUCCUUCAAAAGUUUGAAACCUUCACUUCCUUUAUUAACAGUUUUAACUGAGUCCUUGAAACCUAAUUUUAUGUGAAGUGUAGACUCUAAUGGAACAUCAAGCAUAUUUUCUUCUCCAAUUACAUAUGGUUCUUUCCUAGGCCAGACUCUAAUGGUUUUUAGGCUACUUACUUAGGUCUGUUUCGGCUACUACCAUAACCAUAAGAAACAAUAAAAUUUCCCAGUGAACUCCUAAGUGGUUCAAAAAUUUUCAAAUAACCAAUAUGUCAUUUAAAAUAUUGAACAUUUUUUCAGUUUCAGUAACACGUUUUAUUGAAUUUUGUGUCAUUUUUAGGUCUGGUCUUUUCUUAAAAGGUUUAAAGGUCUUUAUAAGAACUUUGUUUUGUUUAGAAAUGAAAGACCAAUCCAGUAGUUGUCACCAAAUUUAGUACCUAACACGUAAGUAAAGCAUUAGAAAUAUUAGUACUAAGGGACAGGUACGGUCAAGGUAGUCUAAUUUAGGUCCAGAAUUCUCUAUAUUUGGUAGCUUCUAUUUUUUUUAUAGACGAUAUACUAAUUACUAGUUUCAACAAAGAAUAUCGAGAUGUUUUUUUGUAAUUAAUAGAAUUGAAUUUUUUCAGUUGUAAAUUCUACAUUUUAAAAACUGUAUAUGAAAAACAAAGUUCAAUAAUAUUUAAUUUUUAUUUUGAAUGAAUUUGGAUAAAAUAACCACUGAAAAAUAUGUAGUGUAUCAAGUUUAAGAUAAAGACACAUCCAUACAAAGCAAUUGAGCCUUAUUUUAAAUAUACAAAUAGAGCGAAUCCUUUUUUCUAUUAAUAAAUAAAAAUGUUCAAAAUAAGGUAUUCCACCAAAAAAGUAUCGUUAGUGGAAUGUUAUUUUUAGAUCGCAAGCUUUACGAAGAAGACAUCUUCUAGAGGUCUGAAAAUAGGGUAAAGUCGAUGGAUGCCAGAUCUGCAGAAUAUAGUGGAUGUCUUUUCAUUCAUUCAUUUCUUCAAUUGGAGUCUUUUUCCGCGAUUUCGUCCUCCAAUAACGUUAAGUAAUAAUUUUCUUUUUUCAAGAUAAUCGUUAGUAUUAUACCAUGUGCAUCCAAAAACACUGAUGCCAUUACUUUAACUAUCGACUUUUGCGUUUUCCCACGUUUUAAAGUUAGUUAAUCAUGUGCACUAUACUUGAUUAUACUCCAAUGUGAAAUGAUAUAGCCAUGUUUCACCCACUGUCAUAAAUCGACGCUAAAUUUCGGGUUUAUUAUGAUUGAAAAGCUCCAAAAAUGAAUGAGAUGAAGCUUGCUCGUGUAGAUUUUAUUGGCGGCGUCGCCAGUUGGGCCGACAGUCGUGGCUAUGCUUCCAAAUUGGCGACUUUGCCAACUCGUCGCCAAGUGAUUUAUUGACCAUACAUUUCAAUACGAAUUAUUUGGAUAUGUAGCUGGCGACGUCUCUGUGAGGUAGGGCCCCAGCUUCAGCGAUUAUCCAGGCAUUGAAGGAUUUUUGGGAUAAGAAACGAGUCGUAGAACGAUAAAUGCAGAGAAUAUGGUAGCUGGAAUCUUUCUAGAAGCUAAAAUCUGCGGUUUUUGAAACCAUUUUUGCACAGAACUUCUUAUCACAAAAUCUUGAAUUUAAAUCUGUCAGACAGUUCCUGGUUGUUAGUUCGUUUACUAUCAUUCGAAACGUUAACAUAUGAUCUUUGUAAUUUAGAGAAAGUAUACGCAACGCGUUAUUGACCGAUCUUUUUUUUUAUUCGUGCUUCAUCUUCCACGCUUUCCGGGCUCUCCUUGAAUUUUUAUGACAAUGAAACACUUGAUCACGAAUAAUAGAAACUACCAAAUAUUUUUAAACAAAAAUUACUUCACUCAAAAUGCUAAAACUCACAAACUAAUAGUGAAUGCCAAAUUUAUACAAGUGUCAUUUUAAGGUUAGGGCUAACCAAAAAUCAUAUGAAUUUUUCAGCUAUAAAGGCUCAAAUAUUAAAAGCACUAAGCUGUGUUCGCAAGCACCAAGAGUUUAAUUCCGCUUUAUUAAAAUGAAGAAUCGAAUGAUCUGUUUUUUUUUUCUUUUUAAUGUUACUGUAGAUAAAUUUUUACAACUGAAAAAUUUUUUCAAUGAAUUAUAUUAAUUUAAAAAAAUGACGUACCACUUUUAUUGUACAUGUCUGAAUUUAACGAAACCUAUCUACCUACUCUCUAGGACCAUACAGUUGAACUAACAGGGUUAAUCAUAAGAUGUGUUUUCAAAAUAAGACUGCUUAGAGAAUGACACGUAGGAAGGUAUACAGACAUGAAAGGGUUCAUUUUGCCCCCAAAUGUUACGCUUAAUAUCCGAGUUCAACGUGAGUACUCAUCGUUUGUGAAAUGGUUGAAUAAAAAGUUCAUGUUUUCAUAGUGUCUUUAUUCUAUUCCUCUUCCUUUUUAUUUCACCUAUAAUACAGUCAACAGUGUUUUUGGUGCUUGAAUUUUUACAGUUUUUUUUUUCAUAUGGAGUUGUGUCCAGCAGAUCAUAUUUUUCAAAAUUAUAAUUUCAAUUUCGAAUGCUAUUGCGAAUUGAGGACUCAAAAUAAAACUGUCCAAGAGUUUUUAAAAUCUUUUAUUUGACCUUUAUCUUUAUCUAGACGUCUAAUACUUUAAAAAGCCUUAAUAAAGAUCGAAACAUUGACAUUUUUGAAAAAAUUUGGGCAGUUUUAUUUUCAGUCUUCAACCCGCAAAAUCAUUUGAAAUUACAAAGAUAUAAUUUUAAUACAAUAUUAUAAGUUGAAUUCGUGAUUUUUUAUUAUAUGCCUGUCUGGGGCUAGUUCAUUAAUACUAGAAAUCGAAUUUCGAUGCAGAGAUAUGGCAAAACUUCUCUAAAGGUUGGACAUCACUAAAACCACCAACCCCGAUGAAAUACCACCAAUCGCAUUGAACAAAUGCGCAGCUGAACUAACAUAUGCGCUAUGCAAACUCUUUUCUCUAUCAUAUAGAUGCAGAGGAGAAACUUGCUUGGGUUCAACGCAUAUCAGAAAAAUUAAAAAAGACGGUUCACCACAACUACCUUCCGAUUGCUUUAGUCCUAAGCAUUACUAAAGUGUUUGAGAAAGUCGUUAGCCAGAAAAUUUUGAGUCUAUUAACAUAAUCAGCUUUUGCAAACAUAUAUAAACUGGGGAUUUUCUGGCAUAUGUCAGUAACAUAUAGACUGAAUCUAUAGAGAAAUAUGGGAAAUACCACUAGACAUAUCGAAGGUUUUUGACUGGAUUAGUUGCUAGGUUGAUAUCGACAUACCUCAGAAAGGCUUGAGGUAGUGUUGAUUGACUCGUGCAAACUUGAGUUUAAUUCAAUCAGACUCGAGUUCAAAAACCGACAUGGAGCGAAGUUUACCGAUCAUGAUUUCAAACAAUUAUUUCAAUAUUUACUUUAGUUAAACUUUCCCAAUAUAUUUUGAAUAAAUUUAAAAAAAAAAAUUUAAUUCGCUAGUUCUUAUUUUUUCAACUAUAAAUGCGACGAGGAAAUAAAAUGGUAAGACUUAAAAAAAAUCAUUUAAUAUACCAUCCAUUAACUCCAGUUCCAUCAGAGUAAUGUGCAUUUUAACUAAGGUUAAAUAAAGAUUGGUUUUUUCAGAGUUGGCACAUCACUAGUUUGAGGUCAACGCUGGUGUUCCUUAGGGAAGCAUUUUGCUACCCACUUUCUCCUGUACAUCAAUGAUCUACUCGAUAACACACUGAUGUCGUCGUUCAAAUCAGUUGUCCAACAUAAUCUCAUCUAGAACAGUAUUUGAAAGAUCUACUCGACAUGCAGACGAUCGAGUUCGCCUGUAGACGCCCAAAACGUCAAUUUAUUGUGACUCCUUUUGGAAAGGUGCAAGCUUAUAGAAUCAGCUACCAAGACACAUUUCUCCCAAAUACUAUAACCUACAGAAGUUGAAAUUCAAUAUCUACGGGCCUCUACAUUAUUGCAUGAACUACUUAAGUGUAAUAGAGUUUACCCUCUUUUUCUUGCUUUUUAUGUAAUAAAAAUACAAAUAUUUUUUUAGAUAGAAAGACAGAAGAAACAGUCAUUGAUGAGACUAUUCACCAGUUACUCAAUGAAUACUUUGGAAGCUUCGCUUCCGCGACCUUCUAGAGUGCACUUUGGUUCCAUUUUAAAUUCCACAAGUCAUCUAGAUAUCUCUUCGUUUUUGUUAGCGUUCCUUCAUAAUCUUUCAUCCUGUUUUUCACUAGUGUAUCCUAAAUCUUCUGGAAAAUGAUCGCUGUUUAACUAAUGAACCUUAAUGUUCAUGUUACACCCAAGGAAUUUGAAACUGUUAAGUAUCUUAUUUACCAGUUGAACAUAGUUUUUCCUUCUUGAAGUUGAUUAAUUUGACAAUUGUAACAAAUGAAGCCCAGGCUUUUCAUUCAUUUAUUCAAUUUACUUUAGGAUCUUAUGAGUUCACAGUCAAAUAUUUCUGCUCAACUGAGGCAUUUUUUCACCUAUAUAUGCAAAGCGUGAUCCAUUUUACCAAUAGUCUUCACCUACUGCUUCAGUAGGCCCAGCGUUCAACUAAGGGGUUGUUAGAAUUUUUUUUCCAACAUCCAUGCUUUUUCUUAGGUCACUAUUUUCUAUCCUAGUGAUGUACUGCUAUGAAAGAGGCAAAAGAAGGGAGGAAAUUGGGUAUAGCCACUUUUUAUUGCAAUCAUAUUGGUUCCUGUUGUCCAGAAGAAUAAAUUUCAAACUUCGCUCAAGAAGAAAUCCUCAAUUUUCGUGAUAAAAUAUAACAUUGUCUUCUUGGGAAAAGAAAAGCAUUAGAUCUUUUUCUUUUGUACGGGAAAAAGUUUCUUUUUCAAGUAAAUUUUUCUUCUUCAGUCUAGAAGCUAGUUAUUCGAAAGCCUCUUAUCAAGUUGAGGUCAUUUAUCUGACUAGGGUUAAAAUGCUGAGGAAUUGAUAACACUCCCUCAUAAUCACUUUAUUAGUAUCAGAAGGAUGAUCAGAAAGACAAUACUCAUUCUCAGAGAACUCUGGUAGCUGGUGAAAUGUUUGAUUCGGUUCAGUAAGGGACUGAGCAUCUUGCAGAAAUUAAAUCAGGAUAAGUCCAAUUGCUACAAUUGUUCCAAUCAAUUCGACUAAGGCGAAAAUAACAGUCAUCGAUGUGAUUUUUGAGUUGUCUCUCCAAACUACCAGUUUCUUUUUCCGGUAUUCCUGUUCUUGAUUCAACAUCCUAAUAGCUAUAAUCAAUUCUUAAUUCAGAGGCACCAAUUUUUUUUUGGUAAAUCAAAAUAUAAUUAAAAAACUUGAAAAUUAUUGAUUUUGAUUAUUUUUGAAAAAAAAAAAUAUCAUGAGCAAUAAAGUAAGUGUUGUAUGAUUAGAUUUGAGAUCCACACUAUGGAAAUGUGGGCAAUUAGAAAGAAAAACUUAGACUACAUUUUCUGCAUCAGAAUUGUUUAUACCAGAAAUUCGGAAAAUCCGUCUCGAUAUUAGACAGAAAAUGUUAUUUAUGCACCUGUAUAUUUCAAUCUGCCCUCUAGGCAGACAGAACAGAA